AUGAGCCUUGACUCGGUAGGCAGGAAGCGUAAGGCCCACCCGGGAGUGGGCGAGGUUUGCAACUACAUAGCCGCAGUAAACGAUCAGCACGCGCGGAAGAAGAUCAAGAGAGACGACGAUGGAGGCUCACCGCACAUGGCCACCAUCUCAACAGGCACGAGACGUACUCGCGAAUUACCCCUGACCAACAUCCGAGCAUUUUGCGAGCCUCACAACCGCCAUCUGGAAACCAGUGAGAUUGAUAGGCUGCGCGGCCUACAAAACGCAAUAGACAAAGCCAUGGUCGGUACCGGCGAACCUUUGAAUAUUACGACCAACGUACCCAAAUCCAUCUAUCUCAGCGCGCAACAAAGGAGAACACUCAGGAUAGCGCAGAAAGUGAUGGACAGAGCGAAUUUCAAGAUGAGAAAGAUGAAACAUGGAGAGCGGGCAAUUGCUAUCAAGAACCCUGCUUCAUCUCCUCAGCGUAUCGACGCUCGUCCCUCACGGAAUGAUGCUGGCUGGAGUGUACUCACACUGCCGGUCUUGCACGCUGCGGACACUCUGGAGACGGCGCUUUUCGCAAAAGCUAUGUUAAGAGAGGUCAACAGGGUACUUGCAGAGAAAGAGGGUUUGAAGGUCAGGAUUUCGCUUGCGUGGAGUGAUCGUGAGACGUCGGGUUGGAAGUUGAGGGAUGAGGAACAUGGGAUAUGA
This is a messenger RNA of Alternaria novae-zelandiae, 693 nucleotides long. RefSeq lists its product as uncharacterized. Bases 1 to 693 code for a protein of 230 amino acids. The transcript has a single exon. NCBI's taxonomy places the organism in Eukaryota, Fungi, Ascomycota, Dothideomycetes, Pleosporales, Pleosporaceae. The record is from RefSeq and is a predicted model, not a curated record.